UCCCUUUUGGGGACGAACUAUUGGUACUGCAUGACGUAGGCUUGGCAGUGCAUAGAGUUUUCAAGAUGGCGGAAACUGGAGAUGAGAUGGAGUACAACUCCCAUCAUCAUCGAAAAUAUGACAUCAGUUCGCGGCGAAAUGAAUGGGUGAAGCUCAAUGUUGGAGGAACGUUAUUUUCUACGACGAGAACAACCUUAUGUAGAGACCCAAAGUCGUUUUUAUACCGGUUAUGCCAAGAAGAUCCCGACUUGAACUCGGACAAGGAUGAAAAUGGAGCAUAUUUAAUCGACAGAGAUCCCACAUAUUUUGGACCUGUGCUAAAUUACCUACGGCAUGGUAAAUUAGUAAUUAAUAAAGAUUUAGCUGAAGAAGGUGUGCUAGAAGAAUCCGAGUUUUACAAUAUAACUGACCUCAUCAAACUAGUAAAAGAGCGAAUACGAGAAAGAGAUGCUAAGCAAAACCAAUCGCAUUUAAAGAAUGUCUACAGGGUGUUACAAUGUUCAGAAGAGGAACUCACACAGAUGGUGUCAACCAUGUCCGACGGCUGGAAAUUCGAACAGUUAAUAAAUAUAGGUUCUUCAUAUAAUUACGGAUCCGAGGAUCACGCCGAUUUUUUAUGUGUGGUGUCUAAAGAGUGUAUGAAUGUUCUAAACGGUCAGGAGUAUGAACCGACAGAUAAAGCUAAGGUAUUACAACAGAAAGGUUCUCGAAUGUGACAGUUAAAAUGCCCUCCAUUGUUAAUAAGAAAGUGGCGUCGGUGUAUCCAUGCGCUGAAAUUCAUUCGGAAACUACAGACGUCCGCCUACCGUCACACGCGCGAGAUCAUUGAGUUCUCCAAUCAGGUGUAAUUGUGUGUUUUUGUACAAGUUUGGCGAGACAUUAUGGGGCAAUUCUGAAAAAAAAUGACAGUUGCAGGCUGGUAUAGCUACAUGUAAUUGCCACCAUGUGCUUGAGGUAUUUGUGUGAGUCAUGACUUUCAUGUCAAGCUAUUUAGGACGACUUUUUGCUAAAUUAUUAUGGCACCCAUUUUAGAGCUAUUUUGACUUUGGGUACUGGAAAAUGUUAAGGAAGAUUGAGAGGCAGUGGUUGAAUUCAUGCCCUGGAUUCUUCAUACCAGUACUGAAUGUUGAAAUGAUUCUAAUUUCAUGGGUAAUCCUCGAAUUCAAGUAACCGUACGUUACUUUUCAAAAUUGUCCCAGGUCCUACAAAAGCUGGCUUGUUUUUAAAUGCAAUCAUGAGUGGCAGUGUAUCACAAGAGUGUGCAAGUGUUGACGCGUUGUGUGAAGCAACUGUCGACGAUGUUCAUGUCGUUUUUACUGGCGUCUGUGAGCUUGUGACUCGCUGUCUAUUUUCAAAGUGAGGUUCUUUUUAAUCAUAUGCGUCGUCUUUCACGGUGCAGCUACGGACGAUGACUGCCGUUGAUGCCAUUGGGAUUCUGGAUAUUCUUCGAACUAUGGCUCAAGACUUUAAUGUUAUGGGAUGUUUUCACAGUGUGAUCAACUUGUUUGUUUGCUUGCAUCAUUCAGCUGAAUUCAUCAAAGCCAACGAUCAAAUUUGUCGGUGUGUCAAUUAAUUUAUUGUAUUUCUGGGAAACACAUCUUCACAAAGUAUUGUCAGAGAAAAUAGCGUAAACUAUGAACUUCUGGGUAAAUGAAUUUUUUUCACAGAUCUAUUUUGUGUCAAAUUGCCAAAUUUGUCCAACUUUUGGUUUGACGUAAAGAAAUAUACUGUAGGAAUGGUUCCACCCAACCUACACCUCAUACAUAAAAACAGUUAUGCCCAUUGUACUUGUCAGGGGUGUAAUCUUCAUUUGGCAUUGCAUCAUUUCUCAGUAUUCACUCACAGUAUAAAACGUAUAUGUUUUCUGCUCCUCAUGGUAUCACAAACUCAAGUCAUGAUCUUUCAUAUGAUUUGAUGCUGUUUAUUGGGUUAGGUUAGGUGGUACAAUUAAAGCUUGGUACAGUUAUAGCCUCUGUGUGCAUAAAUGUGUGCAAUCAGCUCUGUUUCCUACAAUGUAGGGGAUAUAAUUGUACUGGGAUAUAAUUGUACAAAUUAGCCUUAUGUAUUUUCAGUGAAUGUAUGGCAUGAGUGUGGUAUCUUGUAAAGUUAUAAGCUAUGUCUGGAACAUGGCAUCUAGUAAAUGGGUGUAAGAUAUUCCAAAUGUUGGUUGUUGUAGAGUGCCAGGCCCACCAAGGUGCAAUCACACUUCUUUUUGAGGGCUCCAUCCUGUGAACUCGGAUAUUUUCACAUGUUUUGUUUUCACACAUUCAUGGCCAAUAUUUGAAAUAAUAUAACUAAAAAAUAGAAAUUUGGUUAUGGAAAACUGUGAACAGAUUUUUUAGCGAACUUUUAGUGCAAUGAACAUUUCAGAGUUUAAAGUACUCAGUUUAGGGGCCAUCCAUUAAGUAUGUAUGCACCGAGGGGGGAGGCUUGAUACCAAUGUGUACAGCCUGCGUACCGGGUACAGGGAGAGGGGGUCAAAGCUAAAGUGUACUUACGCACCGAAAGCACGAUUUUACACACUGAUCACCGUAUUCGACUGACGAUCGCGCCAUCUACCACCUCAAAUUAACAUCAGUUAUAUGUCACAUGUUGUUGUCGUCUGCUUGCAUUUUAUCAUGACCAAUUUCACAAAUAAUGGUAAUACCGCAAGGUGUUUAUUUCUGAAUUUGCUCUCAUUUUAAUAAUACAUCACAACAAGCUGUUUUAUAUCGGCAAUAGACGCCGGCCAACACUCGGCCACGUUGGACAUUAUACAUUAUAUGCGUAAUACUAUGGUAAGAUACCAACUCGCGCGUCACUGACGCAAACAGGACGAAUGUCAAUAUAUUGUGAUUUUGACUGUAUACGCCUUUUGUUUGGUGCAAUCUUGGCCAUCUGAGGUUGCAGUGGUUUUCCCAGAACAUGUCACAUGCUUUGAUGUGCAAUACUUCAAAACACAAUCACAGUCUGAUUUCUCCUUUGGCCACUCUACAUCAUACCCGCAAAUCUGGCUGAGAUUUUAUAAAUCUAUGCACUCAGGUGAAAAACGUUCAACAUGUACUAAUAUAAUCUUUGAUUUUGUCUGCUUGUCUCUGGUAUGUAGACUUUUAAAGGUGUUUUAUGAUUGUUGCCAAAUUCAGGUGUUUCAAAAGCUGGUGGAGAUCUUUUUAAUGGGAAACUUUGUUGUGAAUAGAGGAAUCUAAUUUGCUCCGUUGGGGGAAAAACUGUCGCUCACCAAGUACAUUGCAAGGUCUUGAUACAUACUUGAUAAUACAUGUACAUUUUUGGGCAUGUCAGUUUUGACGUUGGUCGAAUGCCUUCAAGUGAAGAGCUUCAUGGUAUUACAGGCAAUAUACUGUGGUAUGACAAGCAAUAUCUCUAGUCAGUAGCACCAUGCCUAGUUCCAUUCCAAUUUUGUUGAGCAGCCAGUACAUGCACUAAAUGUAUAUGCCCUGGCUGCAUGGCCAUUGGUCGAAAUUAAACCAUUUGCUUUAUAUAAACCUACAAGCUUUAUGUGUAAAUGUACCAUAAGAUGUUCAAUGUCCAUUUUCAAUAUAUGCAAAUUUGUUGGUUACAAUGACAUCAUUCUUUUGGUUCCAUACAAGGUGAAUUUUGCGUGAUCAGCAUUUUAGCCUACUUUUACAUUUUCACUGCCCACGAAAACGUACUCUCAUUUCCUGUUUAAAACCUUGUGCAGAUCACUUAGCUGUUGAUAAUAGGGUUCCAUUCAGAAACCCGCAUAUGGGAAUUCCAUAGUAAUGACUACAUGUACGUGUAGAUGCAUCAACAGCUUUAAUACCGACUUGGCACGGGAAAUGGAGGGAUAUUGUAUUAUUGGUGCAAAUUCACUUUGAGCGCAAAUGUCUCACCAACUUCACUUUAUGCUGUUGAGACUACAUGCCAUGAAUGUGGUACAUGUGUGUUCUCUUAAUCCAUCUUGAAUUGCCAAAAUAUGACUAUAAGGAUCACAAAAAAUGUUGUAGCACCAUGUAUAAACCUCAAGUGAUAAUAAUUGGAACAAAAUUCACAAACAGUUUGAGCCAAAAGUAAAGUGUGUUUAUAUAUUGAAUUGGUCGAAUUGGUCUAGUCGAGAAACAUGCUUAUUCAGGCAGGCCUGCCAACUUCUUGGCUGGCCUACCCUGGGAAGUGACAAAGAGUAAGUGUACAUUACAGUCAGCACAGGCCAAAAAGCUUUUAUUGGAAAAUUAUUUCUUUCCAAAACGCUGCUGAAGCUAGGAAGUCUGUUUGAUACUCGGCAAGCUGGAAAACCUUUCCCAGGGUGAUGAGUACAUCUGUGCAAUAACAUUGCAAUCUCUGGUUUGGCAUCUAGGUGGGUACUUUUCAUGAAGACAGGCAUUUUCGUUAUGAUGCAUGUUCUUGGCCACCUUUUUCAUGUGUAAGCAGUGUCGUCGUACCCGUAGACUGUAUCCGAGGUUGGUUCAAUUUGACCCAAAAUCUUUGUAUGAAUGUUAUCAAUAAAUAUGAUUUAUCCAGUAA
Molecule: messenger RNA, 4479 nt
Organism: Lineus longissimus
Lineage: Eukaryota; Metazoa; Nemertea; Pilidiophora; Heteronemertea; Lineidae
Product: BTB/POZ domain-containing protein KCTD5-like
Exons: 6
Coding region: 66-716 (216 amino acids)
Biological process (GO): proteasome-mediated ubiquitin-dependent protein catabolic process; protein homooligomerization
Cellular component (GO): Cul3-RING ubiquitin ligase complex; cytoplasm
Molecular function (GO): cullin family protein binding
Source: RefSeq, a predicted model, not a curated record